Clupea harengus (Atlantic herring) is the source of this 2296-nucleotide messenger RNA. RefSeq names its product UDP glucuronosyltransferase 5 family, polypeptide E1 (gene ugt5e1). Gene Ontology annotation, molecular function: UDP-glycosyltransferase activity. Lineage: Eukaryota; Metazoa; Chordata; Actinopteri; Clupeiformes; Clupeidae. The record is from RefSeq and is a predicted model, not a curated record.
GCCCACCCCCUUUUUCCCUGCUAUAUAAACACAUAAAGGAAGUAAAGGACUGGGUCAAAGUUCAUUUCUUUUCCUUUGGAAACAUAUUGCAACAACGGAGCAGAGAGGGAAGCCAUUUGAUGGACAAACUUCUGACUUCAAUUGUCAGCGAGACACGCUCUACUUCUCUGGAGGCUGGCCCAUGUUUGGCAAAAUAACAAGGGAGCCGACAACAGAUCUGCAGCAGUUACAUAAGACCCAGACGAGCCAUGCUGCGGAGCAGAACUCUGACCAGCCUUGUCCGAUGUCGGAUUUACACCGCUCUGGUAUGUCUGCUCAUGAGUCUACCAGCACAGUCCUAUGCUGGCAAGAUCCUCGUGUAUCCCGUGGAUGGCAGCCACUGGCUGAACAUGAACAUUCUCCUGCGUGAGUUACACAAUCGUGGGCACGAGCUUACUGUGGUGCGCUCGUCCACUAGUUGGUACGUCCCCGAACAAGCGGCCCACUACACGUCCAUCACUAUUCCCACCUCCCACGCGAGCAACCUGGAGGACCCAGAAUAUAUGGCAUCCUUCUUGAAAAGGAACAUUGAAAUACGCAGUGGCGACGCUUCCAUUUUGUCCUUCAUUGCUCUUCAGCAGGAGACUUUGACCUUGCUGAUGGAGGCUCACAAGGCCUCUGCGGAUAUGGUUCGGGACAUCCUCCAGAACAAAGACCUGAUGAAGUCACUUAAGAGCACAGGCUAUGACAUAAUGUUGACAGAUCCUGGAUUUGCAGGGGGAGUUGUGUUAGGGCGCUAUCUAGAGCUGCCCAUGGUAUUCAAUGUCCGUUGGAUAACAAACGCUGAAGGUCACUUUGCAAUUGCUCCCUCUCCACUAUCUUACAUCCCCACCAUUGGCUCUCAGGUCUCAGACAAAAUGAGCUUUGUACAUAAGCUGAAAAACUUCUUGCAUUAUGGAAUAGGUCAGUAUAUAGACCACGGCAUCACCAGGCCCCUCUACCAGGGUGUCAUCAGUGAGUUUAUCGAUCCAGACAGCAACAUCUACUCUUUGAUUCAGGGAGCAGACCUGUGGCUAAUGCGCGUUGACUUUGUCUUCGAAUUCCCCCGUCCCACAAUGCCAAACGUGGUCUACAUGGGAGGUUUUCAGUGUAAACCCUCCAAGUCUCUACCUCCAGAGUUGGAAGAGUUUAUGCAGAGUUCAGGGGAGCAUGGGGUGGUUGUAAUGUCCUUGGGUACUCUACUCGGAAGCCUUGUACCAGAAAUCUCAGAAGUCAUCGCAGCAGCCUUUGCAAGACUGCCGCAGAAAGUUGUCUGGAGGCAUCUUGGUGAGAAGCCCUCUACUUUGGGCAACAACACACUGGUGGUGGACUGGCUGCCACAGAAUGACUUGUUGGGUCACCCCAAAACUCAAGCUUUUGUCACUCAUGGAGGUACCAAUGGGAUCUAUGAGGCAAUCUACCACGGAGUCCCUAUUCUUGGGCUGCCUCUGAUCUUUGACCAGUUUGACAACAUGAUUCGCCUGACAUCCAGAGGGGUGGCUAAAGUGCUAGAGGUGACAGCCUUGGAUGUGGACAUCCUGACACAAGCUCUACAAGAAAUCCUGGAUAAAAAGAAACCAUACAGGGAGAACAUGCGCAGACUGUCACUGCUGCACCAUGACCAGCCGAUGAAGCCCAUGGACACUGCCAUCUUCUGGCUGGAGUUUGUAAUGCGGCACAAGGGGGCUGCACACCUGCGCACAGAGUCCUACAAGCUGCCAUGGUACGCCUAUUACAACGUGGAUGUGCUGGCGUUUCUUCUAGGCUUUGUCACUGUAAUUGUUUUGCUGUUUGUGAUGACCUUCAAGGCCCUCUGUAAAGCAGUGUGUCGGCAAAAACAGACAAAAAAAGACAAAGUCCAGUAGCUCCAAUUUCAAAUGAAACAAUCAAAAUGUGGUUGGAUUUGUAUUCUGGCAAUUUUUUGGGGUUUGAGAGACGAAACAAAAAUAAAACAAAACAGACACCUAUAGACCAUCAAAUUAAAAAGAACCAUACAAUGAUGCAGAAGUGAUGAAACCUGCACUUAUUUUCUUAACUGCUUGUUUUAUUGAUUUGUACGGACAUUGAAUGCAUCAGUCUACUAUUAUGUAUGUAAAUAUUCACUGAACACAAUCUCUUUCUUGGUCAACACAAAUAAGAAUAUUCAAAAAUCAAAUAGUCAUAAAGCAACAUAAGGCGAAUGCUGCUCACCAUCUCCUACGUUUCGGAAUGACGUAUAUGACUAUGCAUGGAUCCUAAAGGUGAACAUCUGCAACAAUAAAAAAUAAAGUGCUCCCUU